GUUACURGAGCGCAUAAGAUUUUCAAAGAUGAACAUCAGUUUGACCCCAAUGAACACUGUGGAACGCAGCCCGAUGUGAACUCCUUCGAUUCUGUUUCAUCUGAAAAAUCAAGAUUGGCAAGAACAAUUGAGAACUUACGUCGUGGUCUUGGUCAUGUGGUCGACACUGAGGAUGUCUACCGACCUUACUUGACAACUAACGAAACUAGAUACACUGAAGUUGUAUUCGUGGUGGACAAUGGCGUGUACGAAAGAUUUAAAGACACCAAGCCUGUCAUCAAUAAAGUUCUUACGUUGUGUAAUGCAGUUGACGCGGUCUACCAGAGAAUCAAUAUUCGAGUUGUUGCCAUUGCCAUCGAGAUUUGGACGAAUGGCGACCGAAUGCAACGACAUGGAAAAAAUGGUAGCCUAGAGCUGUCAGAGUUUGCCGAAUACCGCAAGAAAGAGCUUUUACCCAAAAUCCCACACGACAACGCGCAGUUUCUCAGUCAUCACGGCUGGGGCAAGGCAGCUGGCAUGGCUUAUGUUGGGGCUAUGUGCAAGACGCCAAACUCCUGUGCCGUCAAUACG
Messenger RNA from Exaiptasia diaphana, 570 nucleotides. Its product is annotated as zinc metalloproteinase-disintegrin-like atragin. Gene Ontology annotation, biological process: proteolysis. The transcript has 5 exons. The record is from RefSeq and is a predicted model, not a curated record. Gene Ontology annotation, molecular function: metalloendopeptidase activity. The annotation marks the transcript as partial. Lineage: Eukaryota; Metazoa; Cnidaria; Anthozoa; Actiniaria; Aiptasiidae.